CCUGACUGGUUCCUUCUAUUUUCUCCUCCCCCGGAAACACAGACCCUCUAGACUCGGGUACUGAGGCUUGCCUGCGGCGGGCGGACUGGCCGGGAGGGAUGGGCGUGAGCGCGGAGCCGCGGAGCCUGGCUGUCGCCGGGGCCGGGCUCGCGUCCCCCGUGAUCGAGAAGGCGCGCUCCGCGCUGUUGCCGCCGCAGGACGUAGAGGACACGGUGGAGACGCUCAUGUUACAUCCGGUGAUCAAGGCUUUCCUCUGCGGCUCCAUCAGUGGGACCUGCUCCACCCUCCUCUUCCAGCCCCUGGAUCUCCUCAAAACCCGCCUGCAGACCCUACAGCCCGCAGACCUACGUUCCAAGCGUGUCGGGAUGUUGGCGGUGUUCUGGAAGGUGGUUCGCACGGAAAGUCCUUUGGGCCUUUGGAAAGGGAUGUCUCCUUCCAUCGUGAGGUGUGUCCCUGGCGUCGGAAUCUACUUUGGCACUCUGUACUCUUUGAAGCAGUACUUCUUUCGAGGCCAUCCUCCAACCGCCCUGGAGUUGGUCAUCCUGGGCAUGGGCUCACGCUCCGUCGCAGGAGUCUGCAUGUCACCCAUCACGGUGAUCAAGACGCGCUACGAGAGUGGGACUUACAGCUACGAGAGCAUCUACGCAGCCCUGAGGAGCAUCUAUUGCAGCGAAGGCCACCGAGGCCUCUUCAGGGGCCUGACAGCAACUCUGCUCCGCGAUGCGCCCUUUUCAGGCCUCUACCUGAUGUUUUACAGCCAGACCCAGACCACAGUGCUCCGUGGCGCAGACCAGUUGGAUGCUGCUCUGAUGCCCCUGGUUAAUUUCAGCUGUGGGAUAUUUGCUGGCAUUCUGGCUUCGCUGGUGACUCAACCUGCAGACGUGAUCAAAACUCAUAUGCAGCUCUCCCCAGUGAAGUCUCAGUGGAUUGGCCGAACGGCCACCCUCAUCUUCAAGAACCAUGGGCUGCGUGGCUUCUUUCAAGGCGGUGUUCCCCGGGCCCUCCGUAGAACUCUGAUGGCUGCCAUGGCAUGGACUGUCUAUGAGGAAAUGAUGGCCAGGAUGGGCCUCAAGUCCUGACAGGAGAGGGCCGGGGAAGGAGAAUCUGCUGUCUUGCCUGGUUCCUGCCGUGGGCCGCUGCAGCUUGCUCUCCUGGAGUCAGGUGAAGCACUGUCUGAAGAACCAGGCAUAAAUGCUGUUGCCUUUAGUCCCCCAUUCAAAGACUGGAGGAGCGCUGGAGCCCCCAGAGCCUCAGAAGUGGAGUCGCCAAUGCCCGCAGCUCCAGACACUCCCAGCCAGUACCCACAGGGAGCUGGGAUCGAGCCUGGUUGCCCCACAAGGCUACUUGAGAGGCAUUUCUAGAGAGACCUCUACCAGAAUGCUCUGUUUCAGCCACCUACCUACAUCAUAGGGCACCUUAGAUAUGCUGGUGAGCGCGGAGUCCCACAGCAGAGAAGCGCCUCCUGGCGUGUCUGAGGGCAGGAGUCUCAAGUUAGGGAAGACUGGACCUAACAGGAGCUGUCGUGAAUCGGUGAGAUGGCUCCGAGAGUUACGGCGCUCGCCUGCAUUGGAUCCCUGCACCCAUGGAGGAGGAGAACCAACUCCUGCAAGUUGUCCUCUGACUUCCUCACGUGCACUGUGCAAGCACCCAUACCCCAUAAGGAAAUAAAUGUAAUUUUUUUAAAUAAAGA
Peromyscus maniculatus bairdii (prairie deer mouse) is the source of this 1690-nucleotide messenger RNA. RefSeq names its product solute carrier family 25 member 38 (gene Slc25a38). The record is from RefSeq and is a predicted model, not a curated record. NCBI's taxonomy places the organism in Eukaryota, Metazoa, Chordata, Mammalia, Rodentia, Cricetidae. Gene Ontology annotation, molecular function: glycine transmembrane transporter activity. Gene Ontology annotation, biological process: glycine import into mitochondrion. Gene Ontology annotation, cellular component: mitochondrial inner membrane; mitochondrion.